Molecule: messenger RNA, 4897 nt
Organism: Hypomesus transpacificus
Lineage: Eukaryota; Metazoa; Chordata; Actinopteri; Osmeriformes; Osmeridae
Gene: tie1
Product: tyrosine kinase with immunoglobulin-like and EGF-like domains 1
Exons: 23
Coding region: 839-4240 (1133 amino acids)
Biological process (GO): positive regulation of kinase activity; protein phosphorylation; multicellular organism development
Cellular component (GO): signaling receptor complex
Molecular function (GO): transmembrane receptor protein tyrosine kinase activity; protein binding; ATP binding
Source: RefSeq, a predicted model, not a curated record
CGGGGUGGUCAUCACCCUAGAUGUUCUGCAUAAGUCUACUUGAGCGUAAGAUUGCAGGGAUCAAAAGCGUCGUAUUGAAGUUAAAGAACAAAGCUGUCCUGCUUGGCCAGAGCCCGUCCCAGCUGUUGUUAUUGGGUCAGAAGAAGGUUGUUGUUGGUGCCGUUAGGGUUUUCUCCGCUGCUGGGUAACAUCGUUUGAUAGAAAUGCAUUUCCAGCUAGAAAUGUGUUUAUGAAAAAUAUACAGAAGAACACGCAUAUUCAGUUGGAAACUUGAAGGCAGAUGAAAGAAGGUCUGGGUUUAUUCAAGCACAUGCAUACUUUCACAACAUCUUGUGUAACUGGUGGAUUUAAAUGUUGCUGACGUCUAAGCACACUGAAAAUAUUUUUUAUAUUAUUCGUCACAGCUCCCGAUUUGGAAGGACCGUUUGGAAAGAAAAAAAACAUUUGGCAGAAGUUGACUUUAAUAUGUAGAUGGGCCUACCGAACGCUGUCUUAUAGCUCUGGAAUCAAAACGGAGUCCUUUGGCGCGCCAAGCAAGCUUUUUCCCCUCGUGACGUUCUUCCUUCCUAUCCCACCCAGAGCCAAAGAGUAACCCGAGUUUACAACGAGCUGAACAGUCAGACUUGGCUAUAUGAAUGUCACACGAUCUCACAACCUCACAGGAAUAUAUACACAUCGCCAAAAGGAUUUACUUUAAGAGGAAAUAACUGUGAUUUCGGAUUUAUGGAUACGCGUAAAAGCGCACGCUGUUUGGCACUGACAACCAGUCCUCGGAAUGUAGACACCUCCCGUUUUAACUGACGGAUCUACUACUGAUCUAUUUUUCCGGAUUGUUGCUAUGGAAGAAAUUGUUAUGAUCGCCGUCCUCAAUUUUCUGUGCCUCCUUUGCUUGUCAGGUGCAGUGACAGACAUGGCCAUGAUCUCCAACAUGGAGAUGUCCAGCUCGCUCUUCUACCUGUCCUGCGUCACUGGAGAGAGGCACGCGGCAGACCUCAAUCUGGACAUCACCAAAGACUACCGAAUUUUCAUCCUCCCUUCAAAGCCCAAUUUCAAAACCAAGAAACCGGUGCCAACACGGGUGGAGGCCAAGGGCUUUGAAGGGUUGGACUACAUCGGCAUCUUCUAUUGUGAGGCCUCGUCGUUGGACGCCACUCCGAUCGAUAAAAUCACGCUCAUUAACAAUUACCAAGGGCUUUUCGUUCCGACCCAUAUCACAGUGACGGCGAACAGAGGAGACACGGUCCAUCUGGACAUGCAGGUGGUCGGCUCCCAGAGGAGAGACGUGACGUGGAAACACAACGGGAACUACUACUACAUGAUCCACUCUAACGAAGUUACAAACAACACGGCCACGCUGACGCUGCAGAACGUCGGUCCCUCCAACGCGGGCAUCUACAGUGCCAGCUACGUAGGCGACAGUCCCAUUCAGGGCGCGUGGAUGCGGCUAAUUGUCCGAGACUGUCCCAGUCAGAAGUGGGGCAUGUACUGUGACAAGGACUGUGCCGAGUGCCUGAAUGGAGGGCUGUGUCACGACGGGGACGGGGACUGUAUCUGUCCUCCUGGCUUCAUGGGGACACGCUGUGAGACAGCCUGCAGAGAGGGCAUGUUUGGUCACAACUGCCAGGAGUCCUGCAGGUCAGAUCAGAGCUGCAAAGGCCUCCGCUUCUGCCUGCCAGACCCUUAUGGCUGCACCUGUGCCAGCGGCUGGUCGGGAAACCGCUGCGGCAGACCCUGCAUGAAGGACAUGUACGGGCCUGACUGCAGGCUCAGCUGCCAGUGUAGGAACGGGGGCGUUUGCAACCGCUUCAGCGGGUGCCUGUGUCCUACAGGCUGGAGAGGGAAGCACUGUGAGAAGUCAGACCGCGCUCCUCAGAUCCUGGACAUGACCAGUCGUCUGGAGUGGAACCUGCUCUCCAGCCCCCAAAUCCAGUGCUCCGCCACGGGCAACCCUCUGCCCAGCCACACCAGCAUCGAGCUACGCAAGCUGGACAGCACCGUGCUCAAGGCCUCUCGCACCACCAUGGACUCCAACAAGAGCACGGCUCAGUUUGAGAUCUCCCAGCUGACGGCGGAGCACGGGGGCUUGUGGGAGUGUCGGGUCUCUACUAACGGGGGGCAGGACUCUCGCAAGUUCAACCUCACCGUCAAAGAACCCCCCAUCCCCAGCACGGCCCCCCGGCUCCUGGAGAAGAGGAGUAAACAGCUGGUGGUGAGGCCUGUGGAGUCCUUCAGGGGAGAUGGACCCAUCAUCUCCACAAAGCUCCUCUACAAGCCCAUGGACAACGGGGUCUCCUGGUCCUCCAUCAUAGUGUACAGCACGGAGCCCAUCACUCUGAUGAACCUGAAGCCGUCCACCAGGUACCAAGUGCGCGUGCAGCUCAGCCGGCCAGGCGAGGGGGGGGAGGGGCCCCCAGGCCCCGAAGCCUUCAUGGAGACGGAGUGUCCAGAGCCCACGGUCCGACCGGAGAUUGACUUCAGCUCGCUGGAAGGCCGCAAUGCCACCGUGCGCUGGCUGUUGCCCAGCAACACCGGCGAUGCCGGCUCGGCCAGCGGCUUUUUAGUGCAGCUGUUUGGCCCGUCCCCCCCCAGGGACAAGCUGAGAGAGGUGGUCACACUCCUCAAUGUGCUCUCCACCAAGUUCCACAACCUGGAGUACAACCAAGACUACAUGGUCCAGGUCAGCCUGCUCAACUGUGGCAGCCAGGGUCCGGCCUCUAAGCCCUACCACUUCCACAUCAACAGCCAGGGGCCCUCCUCCCCUCUCAACGUCCAGGCUCUGCCCCUGUCCGUGUCGGCCGUGCAGGUGAGGUGGCGCCCCCCGGAGGACCCUAACGGUGGCAUCGUCAAGUACAUCAUCGAGUACCAGCCUGUUGGGCAGGGCAGCCCUCAUCCCUGGGUCGACACGGACGACGGCAACAAAACCUCCAAGGACGUGUUGGCCCUGAACGGCAGCACGCUGUACCAGUUCAGAGUGCGGGCCUUCUCUAAAGUACCAGGGGAGUGGAGCAAGUUGGUCCAGGCCAGGACCCAGGGCGACGCGCCCCAGAGCUUUACCCCCACGACGCAGGAGGUGGGGGUCAGGGCGGGGAAGGAGGGUUACCAGCUCCUGGUGGCGGUGGUUGGCUCGGUGACGGUGACGUGCGUGACCAUCCUCCUGGCUCUGCUGGCGCUCUUCUGCAUCCGCAAGAGCCUGCUCAACCGCCGGCGCACCUUCACCUACCAGUCUGGAUCGGGAGAGGAGACCAUCCUGCAGUUCAACUCUGGGACCCUGACCCUGACCCGGAGGCCCAAGCCCACCCCGGACCCCCUCACCUACCCCAUCCUGGAGUGGGAAGACAUCAAGUUCGAGGACGUGAUCGGGGAGGGAAACUUCGGACAGGUCAUCAAGGCCAUGAUCAAGAAGGACGGGACCAAGAUGAGUGCUGCUAUCAAGAUGCUGAAGGAGUUUGCCUCUGAAAACGACCACAAAGACUUUGCAGGAGAGCUGGAGGUGCUGUGCAAGCUGGGCCAGCACCCCAACAUCAUCAACCUCUUAGGAGCCUGUGAAAACAGAGGGUACCUGUACAUAGCUAUAGAGUAUGCUCCCUACGGCAACCUGUUAGAUUUCCUGAGGAAGAGUCGAGUCCUGGAGACCGACCCUGCCUUCGCCAAGGAGCAUGGGACUGCCUCCACCCUCACCUCCCAGCAGCUGCUGCAGUUUGCCGUCGACGUGGCGACGGGCAUGCACUACCUUAGCGACAAGCAGUUCAUACACAGAGAUCUGGCGGCUCGGAAUGUUCUGGUAGGAGACAACCUGGUGGCCAAGAUAGCAGACUUCGGUCUGUCCCGAGGGGAAGAGGUCUACGUGAAGAAGACCAUGGGACGGUUACCGGUGCGAUGGAUGGCCAUCGAGUCGUUAAACUACAGCGUGUACACCACCAAGAGUGACGUCUGGUCUUUUGGCGUUCUUCUGUGGGAGAUUGUGAGUUUAGGUGGGACUCCUUACUGUGGGAUGACCUGUGCAGAGUUGUAUGAGAAGCUUCCUCAGGGCUACAGGAUGGAACAGCCCAGAAACUGUGACGAUGAGGUGUAUGAGAUGAUGAGGCAGUGCUGGAGAGAUCGUCCCUACGAGAGGCCUCCUUUCUCCCAGAUCUCAGUUCAGCUCAACAGGAUGCAGGAGGCCAGGAAGGCGUACGUAAACAUGGCCCUGUUCGAGAACUUCACCUACGCCGGAAUAGACGCCACGGCCGAAGAGGCCUGACUACCAUCCCCCCCAGACCCUGGCAGGUCACGUAGCCCAAGGGAGAGGCCCCGAGGUGGGGCACCGCGAUACUGCCGGCCCCCUGCUGGUCCUCGGGCCUACCGGGCAAACAGGCACUCCACCAAGGCCUCGUGGCUGUAGAGGGAGGACUGUGGCAGAACGCUGGGGGGGAUGAGGGGGGGGGGGGGGGGGUCGCCUGGACCAACACAGGUCCCAGACCAACACCGAACUCUCCAGGAUGUGGAGUGGUGCUGGGACCUGUGAUUACACCACUGGGUCUGCAGGGCGCACGCUGUGACCCUGUGGGCUCUGAACUCUCACCUGGAGAGGACGUCAUCGUGGAAACGGACACACAGUUUGAAAAGAGACAGGUUGAAGACAGAUGUAGCACUUGAACCAGCAAUACGAGGGACGUGGUUUCCUAAAUACAAAGUAUAUCCUUUGCUGUCGUCCUGAGAAUGUUAUUGUAUAUAAUGUACUGUAUCUAUACCACUUUUACUUUGGACUUGUCCUCACAUAAUAUUUCACUCCUUUAUACAUUUUCCUACAUUUGUAACAUAUGCUACCUUUAACUCAGAAUGGUGUUCAAUGUACGUUUUAUUGGUAUGUUUCUUAAAUAAAUCUUUCUGUGGUGACUGGACUCAUCACUAUGAAGCA